GAGACUCCAUCCGGAACUUUGGCGCCGUGACGCAGGUUUCCGGCGGGCUUCUUAGAGCGCCGAACAGCGUUGGGCCCAAGGACCAUGAGAGGGCCGGAGUCGGGUCCCGAACCUACGAUGGAAGGGGACGUGUUGGACACCCUGGAGGCGCUGGGGUACAAGGGACCACUGUUAGAAGAGCAAGCCCUUACCAAGGCAGCAGAGGGUGGACUGUCUUCACCUGAAUUUUCAGAGCUCUGUGUUUGGUUAGGCUCUCAGAUAAAAUCAUUGUGCAACUUGGAAGAAAGUAUCACUUCAGCUGGGAGAGAUGAUCUAGAAAGCUUCCAGCUUGAGAUAAGUGGGUUUUUAAAAGAAAUGGCAUGUCCGUAUUCUGUACUCAUAUCAGGAGAUAUUAAGGACCGUUUAAAAAAGAAGGAUGACUGUUUGAAGCUUCUAUUGUUUUUAAGUACAGAGCUUCAAGCUUUACAGAUACUACAGAAUAAGAAACGUAAAAAUUCUCAAUUAGAUAAAAACAGUGAAAUUUAUCAAGAAGUUGAAGCUAUCUGUGAUACUCUUGGUGUACCUAAGUCAGCAACUUCUGACAUUCCGCUUAUGCUAAACCAAGUGGAAUCAAAGGUGAAGGAUAUUCUCUCAAAAGUCCAGAAAAAUCAUGUGGGAAAACCACUGCUGAAAAUUGAUUUAAAUCUGGAACAGGCGGAACAACUAGAAAGAAUCAAUGAAGCUCUUUCCUGUGAAUAUGAAUGCCGCCGGCGGAUGUUGAUGAAACGAUUAGAUGUGACAGUGCAGUCCUUUGGUUGGUCUGAUAGAGCAAAGGUAAAAACAGAUGACAUAGCAAGAAUUUACCAGCCGAAGCGUUAUGCUCUAUCACCGAAGACAACGAUUACAUUGGCACAUCUGCUUGCUGCUCGUGAAGAUCUAUCCAAGAUCAUUAGAACAAGUAGCGGCUCCAGCCGAGAGAAGACGGCAUGUGCCAUUAAUAAGGUGCUGAUGGGAAGGGUGCCUGACAGAGGAGGAAGGCCAAAUGAAAUUGAACCGCCGCCCCCGGAAAUGCCCCCUUGGCAAAAGAGACAAGAAGGCGGCGGAAGGGGUGGUUGGGGUGGUGGGGGUGGUGGGGGUGGUCGAGGAGGUGGUGGGGGUGGAAGAGGUGGCUGGGGAGGUGGAGGAGGUUGGGGAGGUGGUGGGGGAGGAGGAGGAGGUGGCGGAGGAGGGUGGGGUGGAAGUGGGGGAGGGGGCGGUAGAGGAGGAGGUUUCCAAGGCAGGGGAGAUUAUGGCGGGAGGGGAGAUUAUGGUGGAAGAGGAGGAGGCUAUGGUGGAAGAGGAGGGGGCUAUGGGGGACGAGGUUAUGGAGAUCCAUAUGGGGGAGGUGGUGGUGGAUAUAGAAGGUAUUAAAAACCACCAAAAUUAGAUAGCAGUGCUUACUUCUUGGUAGGGACAUUAGGUGUAGUGUUCUAAGUAACAUACUUGAAUGUCAGCUUUCAAGUAAACACCAUGUUAGCUUCCUUCUUAUCAUUCUUAAAUUGGGUUAAUACGUAAGAGCAUUGUUUUUAUACUACCAUUUGAUCUCUUAGACAAAGUGAUGAUUUUUCCAUAUUCUGUGUACCCUGGAGCAUGUCUUUUUAAAAAACAAAAAAUGAACAAAAAUUAUUUUUAAAAAUGUAAAUAUUUAUUACCAUCAGACUUGGAAAAUGGAAAGUAUUUUAUUGUCAUGAUUGAAUUUAGAUUGUUACCCGUAUUUUAUUCAGGUUUGAAACACAUAAAUUACCCCACUUGUAAUGGAAAGGAAUAUAGACUGUUGCCUCAUCUGUA
Molecule: messenger RNA, 1806 nt
Organism: Leopardus geoffroyi (Geoffroy's cat)
Lineage: Eukaryota; Metazoa; Chordata; Mammalia; Carnivora; Felidae
Gene: TSLIG3B
Product: family with sequence similarity 98 member B
Exons: 8
Coding region: 85-1389 (434 amino acids)
Cellular component (GO): tRNA-splicing ligase complex
Source: RefSeq, a predicted model, not a curated record